This is a messenger RNA of Hevea brasiliensis (rubber tree), 1533 nucleotides long. Its product is annotated as probable F-box protein At4g22030. The transcript has a single exon. The record is from RefSeq and is a predicted model, not a curated record. Bases 124 to 1416 code for a protein of 430 amino acids. Lineage: Eukaryota; Viridiplantae; Streptophyta; Magnoliopsida; Malpighiales; Euphorbiaceae.
CCUCGAACCCAAUUCAUCACUCGGCUUUCCUCUUUAGGCCUGAUUAAUCAUUCAUACGAUACCCAGUUUCAUCAACAUCGAUCUCAACAAUACUUUCAUAACUAAAGAGGUAAAGAAACAAACAUGGCAACCAUUCAAGCUCCAAACAAGUUAUUUUCCUUGACUUCUUCAUCAAAUUCUCGCAGAGGAAUCAUUAAAGCCACCAUAAAUGCACCAAAAAUUUGGAUUACUCCUCUCCCUCUGCCUAAGCUCUCUAGUAGAGGCUUGGUGGAGGAACUAGACAGGAGAAGUUGUUAUGAAAUGGCAACAACUACUUCCACCCCAAUGGAAAAGGAUUCCACUUCUUGGAUCAAUAAUAAUACUUCUGUAAGGCAAAGCAUCGAUGCUUCUGAUCCUAUGGUCAUUGCCAGGCUCUAUGCAAUAAUGGAGGUCGUGGCAGAUAGGGUGGAGAUGCAUAAGAAUAUUGGAGAGCAGCGAGAUAACUGGAACAAUCUUCUUUUGACUUCCAUUAAUGCUGUUACUCUCACUGCUGCUACCAUGUGUGGACUUGCAGCCGUAAAUGCGAGUGGUGCACCACUUGUAGCCUUCAAGGUCUCCUCAACAGUACUCUAUCUUGCUGCUACUGGUAUGCUGGCAAUAAUGAACAGCAUCCAACCUUCUCAACUAGCUGAAGAACAAAGAAACGCUUCCAGGUUGUUCAAGCAGCUUAAUGCUCAGAUUCACACAAUGUUGGCUAUUGGCAAUCCUACUAUUAGUGAUGUGAAUGAAGCAAUGGAGAAUGUUUUGGCUCUAGACAAGGCAUACCCACUUCCAUUACUAGGUGAUAUGCUUGAAAAAUUCCCAUCAACUGUGAAGCCUGCAGUUUGGUGGCCACAACAAAAGCAGAAAAAAGUCAAAAGGCUUGGAAGGAAGAUGGAUGGAAAUGGUUGGAAUAGAAAGAUGGAAGAUGAAAUGAGAGAGAUUGUUGGGGUUUUGAAGAGGAAGGACAAGGCAGAUUACUUGAGGUUAGGUGAAAUAGCCCUAAAAGUAAACAAGAUAUUGGCAAUUUCAGGUCCUUUAUUAACCGGCCUUGCAGCUAUGGGGUCUGCUUUUGUGGGUACAAAUCCAUGGGCUGUGAUAGUGGGAGUCGUUGGUGGCGCUUCGGCGAGCAUUGUGAAUACAAUAGAGCACGGAGGGCAAGUUGGGAUGGUAUUUGAGAUGUAUAGGAGCACUGCUGGUUUCUUCAAGCUUGUGGAAGAGACAAUAGAAUCAAAUAUAAAUGAAAGAGAUGUGAGGACAAGAGAAAAUGGAGAAAUGCUUGAAAUCAAAGUGGCUCUACAGUUAGGCAGGAGCCUCUCAGAGCUAAGGAAUCUCGCAGCAUCUUCUUCUUCAAGAAAUGGGAAGGCUGCUGAAGAGUUUGCUAGCAAGCUUUUCUGAUUGUUAGUAGUUUAAUCAUAGUCCAGUUAACUUGACACAAUAAAUAUGUUGAUUUUUGUACAUAAUCUAACAAAAAAUUUUUCAUAAAUAUAUAAAUCAAUUUUAUUCAGAAAAUUC